Messenger RNA from Bolinopsis microptera, 2281 nucleotides. Its product is annotated as mitochondrial coenzyme A transporter SLC25A42-like. Gene Ontology annotation, biological process: transmembrane transport. Lineage: Eukaryota; Metazoa; Ctenophora; Tentaculata; Lobata; Bolinopsidae. Gene Ontology annotation, cellular component: mitochondrial inner membrane. The record is from RefSeq and is a predicted model, not a curated record. The transcript is spliced from 7 exons. Bases 38 to 982 code for a protein of 314 amino acids.
UUUUAGUAUGGCAUGGUUCCAGUGCACGUGAUAAAUUAUGGGUCCACAGCCCCGAGCACGGACGUACCAAGAGAUACUUGGCAAUUUCGUCUCGGGGGCAACGGCGGGGGCUGUCGCUAAAACAACCAUCGCACCACUUGAUAGGGCCAAAAUCGUAUUUCAGGUAUCUUCUAAAAGAUCAUUUUCAUACCGAAAAUGUGUCCAGUUUUUAGCGUCCACCGUUCGGGAAAAUGGAGUCACCAUGAUGUGGAAAGGUAACAGCGCCACGAUGGUACGGAUUGUACCCUAUGCAGCAAUAACUUACAUGUCAAACGAAUCUUACAAAGAUUACUUCAAAAGAAAAGAUCCAGACGGCAAACUGUCCCACGUAUACCGGUUCUGUUCUGGCAGCAUGGCUGGGUUAACCGCUAGUUUCUCCACCUACGGCCUCGAGGUUUUGAGGGCUAGAAUGGCUGUUAAAAGCGAGUAUGUUAGUAUUUUACAGAGUCUGAAGUAUAUUCUGAAAACGGAAGGAGUCUCGUCUUUGUACAGGGGGCUAGCUCCAACACUGAUAGGGGUCUCUGUGUACGGGGGGACCAGUUUCUACGUGUUCGGAACCUUGAAGAACAUUAACCCUCUAAGUGAGUAUCACAGCGCAGAUCAGGUUGUUUUUCAGAAACACUCGAACAGUUCAUCAGACGGUUUACUCACCGAGCACCGCCUCCUAUACGGAGGGUUUGCAGGGCUGUGUGGUCAGAGUAUUUCCUACCCUCUGGACGUAACACGGCGUCGUAUGCAGACUGGCGGUAUCAAGGGGGAUCAUCUGGAACGUUACAGCACUAUGAGGGGUACACUGUCACACAUUUACCAGAACGAAGGAAUAAAGCGUGGUCUCUACAAAGGACUGAGCCUGAAUUUCUUGAAGGGACCCCUAGCAUCCAGCAUCAGCUUCACCGUCUUCGACUACAUGAACACUGUUAUAUCUGGCUACGAGUCGUAUUAAUGUAACCGCGGUAUCGCCACAGCAACCAUGGUAACCAUGGUAACCGAAGUAACGCCACAGUAACCAUGGUAACGCCACAGUAACCAUGGUAACCACGUUAACGCCACAGUAACCAGGCACUGAUUCUGAUGACUAGAUAAUUUGUCAGUUGAUCCAAUUAGCGGGACGGCUUGAUCGCCAGCUAUUAACCGUUGUAUUCAUGUAUUAAUGUAGUAACCGUGGUUUCGCGUCGCGCCACUGUUAUUAAGCCGCGCAAUGGCUGCACGUGCAAACUGCAAGGGUGGGAGUAACGCCACGUUAUUACUGUGCAAUGGAAAUAAUUAACAGCAGCAUAAUUUACGAUGCUCUAUGAUUUACAGUGCAUAAUUUAAGAUGCGAUAUUACAGGUUUUAGUAAGUUGGAUACGAUGACUAUGUUUUUCUUUUCAAGUAAUGUUUCAUAUUGAAAGCCUUGUGGGGCGCCAAAUUAAGUUGUUUUUAUACGCUAAAGCAGAAAGAAAUUGUUUGAUAUUAACUAAUAGACAUUUUUAUCUGCUUCGUAAACAUCGGGUUACAGAUGGUACUGUUUUUAUAUUAUGCGUUAUUUGAGCAAGAAUAGUCUAGAAAAAAUAAACUUUACAUCAGAAAAUGUUACACUAGUUGGUAUAGUAACCGAUCUAUGUUCAUUAAAAUGUAUAUUGUGUAAUAUCCUAUUGAGGCUCUACUACUAAAUAAUACGAAUUAUGUUGAAGGAAGAAAUUUUAGGAAUGUUCGGAUAUUAAAGAUUGAAAGUUGAAAGUUAGUGGAAACAAAUGUUUGGAUUUUAGUAUGUUGGUGAUUAUUUAUAAUUAUAAGCGAUUUAUUUUUAUUUUUGUAUGCAUUUCCAGUUUCAUCUUUAGACUCGAGCAAAUCCUGUUGCGCUCAGUAGCUAUUUUUACUUAGGUUUAAUACUGUUGCUGCAACAGCCAUAGCUAGAACCAGGUUCAGUUCUCGAUCGCAUCAUAAAAUGGACUUCAACUUUUUCCAGACCCUCGUAGUACCAUUUUAAGAGAUCUGAAAGCCAUUUGAUUGUUAUUUUCGGUUAAAUAAUUGUACUGUUAUAUCGUAGUGCUCGUCGCACAAUUCUGAAACUAUACCAUAUCAAAGAGACUCGGAAAAUGAGUUGAAUGGAAUUUUUUGAGUUUCGCUAUUUAUACCGAAAAUGUUCGCUUUUGACUUAAAUGAAGUGUCAUACUCAUGUCAUGGCGUUUAUGCUAAAGUAGUAUACACUGAGAUCUGUAUCGUCGAUAGUUAACUUAUUGUGAUUUUAAUGUGAUUGAAA